AUCAAUUUGACGUUAGGAUUUAGGAGGUUAAGACAAAAGUGACAGAGCCAUGACAAGUUCAAAUUCAAAAUAAAAACAUUUUUCUACAAUUUUAACAAACAAGGAUGUUUUAGCUAAAACUCAGUAGUACAGCUUCAUCAAUUCUCAAUUUUCUAAAGCAGAUGACAAAAACGAUGAUCUUGAAAAUAACAUCCAGUACGUUACGUUCAAUUUUAUUCAACUAGGUGUAACCAGUGCUUUGAAGAUGUCCCAGGGGAAACCAAUGAUCUUGGAGCUACUUGCUUCUUCCGUGAAGACGUCUGCAAAGGCUGGUCAGAUUAUUAAAGACAUUAUGAGACAAGGUGAUCUAGGUAUUGUGGAAAAGGGAAGUGAACCAAAUGACCUUCAAACUGAGGCUGAUCGAUCAGCUCAACGUUGCAUAAUUGCCUCCUUGACUAAAAAGUUUCCUAAUGUCACUAUUAUAGGUGAAGAAGGGCACUCACAUAGAAUAGAUGAUGUAAGAUAUACGAUUGAAUUAACAUUAUCGCUGCUUUAUUGGAAUUCAGUUACAACGUUCAUGAUUCUAAUGAACCCUCUACAGGGUGUUCUAAAAGUUGUGACUUUUCUUUUCAGUAAUAACUAUGCUUGAAAUGACAAAGAAGUAAAAACAUGUGGAAGAAACUACUUCAUUUGAUUAGAAAUAUAAGUAGCAAUGUGUCAUGAUAUGUUAAUACCCUGGGGGCAUGGCCACAUUUAAUAUCUCAGAUUUUCUUGGAACCCAAUAAUUUGAUUAAGAUUUGCCUAUGUAAAAAUUUGCUUUAUUUUAGACAAACUAGGUACAUGAUGUCUAAAAGGCACAUACCAGCUUGAGAACACUCAGUAUUUUAACAAAAUGUGAAAUGAAACUUUGUUUUAAGGUGGUACAGGACUGGAUUGUAAGUGAAGUUGACCAAAGUGUACUAGCAUUGGAUUGCCCUCCACAAUAUAAAGAAGUCAAUCCUCAAGAUGUUGUGGUUUGGGUUGAUCCACUAGAUGGCACUUCAGAAUAUACCCAGGGUCUCCUUGACCAUGUGACAGUUUUAAUUGGUAUAGCAGUCCAGGGUCGAGCAGUAGCAGGGGUUAUCCAUCAACCCUACUAUGGAUACAAAACUGCCCCUGAUACAUUGGGUCGUACUAUAUGGGGUUUGGUGGGAUCAGGAAUAGGGGGUAUACAGGCUCAAACACCACCAAAAGGUGAACUAAUUCUAACCACUACUAGGUCACAUAAUACUGCACUAGUGGUUGAAGCUUUGGAAGCCUUAAAACCCUCCAAGAUUGUAAGGGUAGGAGGAGCAGGCCACAAGGCCUUGCUGGUGAUUGAAGGCCUAUGCCACGCGUACGUAUUCGCAAGUAAUGGCUGCAAAAAAUGGGACACCUGUGGACCAGAAGCAGUAUUGGAGGCAGCUGGAGGGGUCUUCACUGACCUUCAUGGAAAUCACUAUAGUUACGGUAAGGACGUGGCUUAUCCUGAUGCCCAGGGGAUUUUUGCCACUGCUAAAGGUGUCGAUCACGCAGAACUUUUAAAGAAAAUUCCUCAGGCGCUUAAAGAUGCCUUUCCAUACUAAAUUUGAGCAUUAAUUAUAUUUGUAUCGUAUAUUGUACAGUAAAUAUAUGGGUUGAUACAA
Acanthoscelides obtectus is the source of this 1643-nucleotide messenger RNA. Lineage: Eukaryota; Metazoa; Arthropoda; Insecta; Coleoptera; Chrysomelidae. The record is from the annotation of a GenBank genome assembly.